AUGGCUCCAAUCACCUUAGGCGAUACGGCUGUCCGUGAUCUCCGCGCCCUACUAGAUAACGCUGUUUCCGACUCUCAAAAUAGCCUUCCGAAUGCGACUAUUGUGCUCCUUGGGGAUGGAAAGCAUACUGCCACGGAACUAUUUGAUUACUCUGCCGCAGGCGACGACAGUGGCAUAGGAGAUAUACACUGGAUGGCGUCAUGCACCAAGCUUAUCACCGCCAUCUCGUGUAUGCAGCUCGUUGAAUCUGGAGCGCUCAGACUAGACGACCCGGAUCAAAUUGAAACUAUCUGUCCAGAAUUCAAAGAUCUCCAAGUUCUCCAAGACGACGGCAUCCUCGUGGACAAGAAAAGCAAGAUUACGUUGAGAAUGCUUCUCACUCAUACCGAUUGGGUUGGUAUUAUCAUUCAAAGAGUCAGCAAUAUGACCCUCAAUGAAUACUUCGACCAGUAUGUGUUCCAACCGCUUGAGAUCAAAGAUGUUACGUUGGUUCCGCCUCAGGAAAUGGUAGACCGACUAGUUGGAAUGUGGCAGCGUGAGAAAGAUGGUCACAUUACGCGCAUUCCCCAACCACUAGCGAGAAUGCUUGAUGCCAAACAACGAAGUGGUGCCUUCCAAAGCGGUGGCGGUGGUAUCUUUGGGAACAUUCGCGAAUAUGGAAGUGGGUCCAUGAGUCCCCCUUCUCCCUAG
Messenger RNA from Parascedosporium putredinis, 690 nucleotides. The record is from the annotation of a GenBank genome assembly. Lineage: Eukaryota; Fungi; Ascomycota; Sordariomycetes; Microascales; Microascaceae.